AUGGUAUGGGAUGAAGCAUUUAGGAGAAAGAGUGAAUGGGAUUUGAUUGGUUUUGAGAAUAUCCACGAUGUAAGACAGAGAGUACUACCAUUGCUCGAAUGGAGAUUCAUAUCAAAGAAGUUCUACAACAUAGUCCAAUCACUCAAUUGUCAUCUAUUUUGGGUGUACAACACAGAGCUACCGUUCCUCAAUCACUAUCCUCUCAGAUUCGUCAUUGAUCAACAUCAAAGGUCGACCUGCCUGGAGAAGACGAAGCCGUAUCGUCCACUGUUCAGCCACCUACGUACACUUCAUCUUUCACGCGAUGAAGAUAUACCUUACUUCCAGUCAAUUGACUCACAACUUCAAAGUGCACUUCAUAGACAAUACAUGUUGGUCGAUCUCAAACUUGCCGUUGGUCACUUGGAUAUUGAUGUGUUGGACCCAAUCGGUGACAAUCAAAGAUACUUUAAUGAGGUGCGCUCAGCUGCCUCGCAUGCCUACGGCGAGGAGCCACCAGAGUCCAGAGGCAUGAUCUUCUCCAUGCUCAAUUCGAUUGGCAACGCACGCACCCUGCGCCACUUGAGACUUAAGUUCUUCAUGAAAUUCUUUGACAAUGUUACCAAUCCCGAUCUCUACUCGCUCUUCCUCAAGUUAUGCUCGCCACGCUUCGACACACUCACACACCUCGAACUGUACUCGACUGGCUUCCUUAACAAUAUGGACAAUCCAAUCGCCAACUUCAUGUGCAAUUCGUCGACCUUCUUCUUUGAACGUAUCUCACUCCUACCAGCACUACGCGAACUGUUACUCGAUGUAGACAUAACUGGAUUAGAGUUGGGGCAGUAUGAUCUUGACCUGCUCACUUACCUCAUGGAUGCCAAGUGCAGACAGCCACAUCUCAAGUCAAUCGCCCUCAAGCGGCCGUCAUCUCAGCGUGUCGCUGAAUACCUCUUGCAAGACCCUCGCUGCAAGUUUACUCACAUACGCAUUUAUGUUGGACAGCCGGUCAAUGUGUGUCGUCCUCUCACCUUUCUCGGUCUUCAUAAACCCUUGAGAGACGAUGCAGACUGGAGUUCGAUGAUCCAGUCACUAAAGUGUGUUUCCAAGAUGGAUCUAUGCGAGGUAUCCGCCUACGAUGUCAUGCCUCUGCUCAGGACUCAUCCCAAUCUGGAGGGACUUGGAAUGGUGGUGAUCGAUGUUAGCGAUGAACUCAUUGAUGCCAUCAGAGGAUGCUUGUCAUUGCAACGCCUAAUCAUGUAUAUCAUCAAACCUAAGAGUUUUCAACCGGAUGGAUGGUAUACCAAGCUCAAGCAGGUCAUUGAUCAACAUCCAAACAUUGGCAACAAGACAACAUUCAUAUUCACGAGUCACCUACACAAUCAUUCAUGUCCAAGUGACCUGUGCCGAGCGUUUCAAGAGUCUGGCAAUGGCGUCUGGCAAUCAAUCCAACGAGCCACCUACGACAAGUACUACAAACACAAGGAGCCAAAGGAAGGAGUGAGUGCCCCUGAUCAGGAAGUACUUCACUUUGAUUGA
Molecule: messenger RNA, 1518 nt
Organism: Acytostelium subglobosum LB1
Lineage: Eukaryota; Evosea; Eumycetozoa; Acytosteliales; Acytosteliaceae
Exons: 2
Coding region: 1-1518 (505 amino acids)
Source: RefSeq, a predicted model, not a curated record